UGCCUUUUUGUUGAGAUACACUAAGUGAGAAUACUGGUCUGUGAAAAUUACCAAUAGUGUCCAGUGUCUUAAAAGUGUUUCAUCUAGACUUGGGCAGUUUGUUAUUCCGUCAAAUAAAGAACUCGGCAUAAUUUUUAUUUUAAAAGCCUUCAGUGUAUUUUUCCCCAUGUUUAUAUUCCCACGCUGGGUUAACUUCAUCUAUGAAAAUUAAAGUAAUUCAUUUUGCAACUGUAUCUUGCAGAAGGAAAGAUUUAUGUGAUGUGUGGAUAAUUAUUAAGUGGACUGUCCUUUAAAGAAAUUAACAUGAUAUCAAGGGUUUAAGUAGUAUUUAUGAGCGUGGGGGCUAGUGCCUGACAAAUUUCACAACAGUCACAACAAGACUGUGGUCCCCUGGGGGUGGGGAGGGGGUGGUAUCUGAACAAGGUAUUUAAAGAGCAAAAGAAGGAAAGUGACAAUUGGCACCAUUUUUGUCACUGUGUGGUGUGUGGUUUGGGGGCGGAGACUACUCUCUCAAUCCCCCACUUUGAGGAAUUUUUGUUCGAGGUCAAACAGCGCCCUCUAUUUCAAUAACUAUUUUUUCAGAUUUCUUUUGUUUUUGCCGUGUAUAUGGGAACAAGUUUUAAGUACUAGUUUUUUAAGUACCAGCAAUAUGUUGUAAAGUGUUCUCCAGAAUGGCAAUGCUUUUUUUAUUUCUGUGAACGUUAUAUUUCAGUUUUGAGUCAGUUUGACACCUCUCUUAGCUUGAAAUACAUUUUGAACAGUUAACACGAACUACACGUUUUGUGAAAGAUGUCCAAUUGUGCAGCUGUGAUUGUAAAGUAAGGCAAUUCCCAAGAAUGUGAUGUUAAAACAUGAAGAAGCGUCUUAUUUCGUACAGUCAAAUGAAGUGAGCAAGUGUUCCUCUCACAACCAGGUAUCAAUCUCUGUUGAUAUGAGGUUAGUGAACCCACGACUGUUUUCCCGCCUCCCAGUUGUCACCUUGCUCCUGGUGCUCUCCAACUUCUUGACCUAUCACUUGGUAUGUAUCGGUAGAGGAGACGGUGGGACGAUCACAAGGAGUAAGACUGAGCAACGAAGUCAAGAGGUUGAAAGUGAAUAUUUACAACGACCGAGCCUUGGUCACAACCUAAGAUAUCAUCAAACAAAUGAAGAGAAACAGCAUCAGGCUGCUAACAAUCUCGCUAAAGUGGAUUUACAUACAUCGGGAAUAAGGUACCAAGAGAUUGAGUGUCUAAUCAAUGGUGACUAUACGAUACAUGGACGACGAGAAGGAACAGAAGUCUAUCUUCCUUUCACAUUCUUGGAAAAGUACUUUGAAGUUUAUGGCAAGAUUGCAGAGUAUGAUGGAUAUGAUCGUUUUGAAUGGCAGCACAGUGUGGCACAUGUUUACCAGCAGGCACCAUAUAAACCAACGGGUGAAUUUAUGUCCUUUGAUCAUUACAAUGUCGAACCUCGAGACAGAGUUAAGAUGAUCAGUGGCGUGCAUGGUGUUCCUGUUUCUAUUCAAUGGGAUGCCCAAGGUUACUUCUACGCUAUUCAAGUUUGUCAGUUUGGGUUGAGUCACUACAGCAAGAAUUUAACCCACCGAGAGCCACGAGUGAAGAUCUAUGAAGACGCCGAGAACGAAGAUCUUGAGAAGUGGAGUCUCGCUGAUCAAAUGAGUCGAAUAUCUGCGGUACGAGAUGAAACAACUGGCUCUAACGUCAUUGAAUUCCAAACUACAGAUUCUUUAUCCCCAGGCCAAGGAGCUACUCUACCUCUCAAUAACCGACGGACAUUUGUUGUCUCAUUUGAUAUAUUGCUGAUGAGUAACUCGACAAUUACCGUCACAGUACAAGAUGAUAAAGAUAAACCGCAUAGCAUUCACUAUGUUGCUAUGGAUGAUAAAGUCAGCCAUAAAGGCAGCCAUAUAUUUUAUGGUAUCGGGGAGUGCAGUCAGUGGCGUAGAGUCACAAGAGACUUAGUGGUUGACUUCCAAAAGGGUCUCGGACAAACAAAUAAGAGAUAUGUCACCAAUAUUCAAAUUGGUUUGUCCAGAGUGAACAAGUUUACGGUGCAUGGCUACGGACGGAUUGAUAAUAUCACUCUAUCGUCCUCCAGCCAUAUGGCGCAGUUCUUCGAUGCGGCUAAUUGGUUGUUAAAGAACCAAGAUAGUAACGGAGGUUGGCCGGUGAUGGUGGACCGGUUACUCGCUCCAGGGUUUCAAGUGUUAUCUCCUGGUUGGUACUCGGCAAUGGCGCAAGGUCAAGCCAUCUCGACUCUCGUCAGGGCGUAUGUCAGAACCAAAGAUAGGAAGUACUUGGAUGCCUGCGUCAAGGCAACAAAACUCUACCAAAUACCGUCAUCGGAAGGGGGUGUCAAGGCUGUCCUCUUUGAUCAAUACACGUGGUAUGAAGAGUACCCAACCACUCCAAGCUCCUACGUCUUAAAUGGCUUCAUCUACAGUCUAAUUGGUUUGUAUGAUUUGAUCACGAUAGCAUCUCCUGAGGAAGGACGGGAUGCUCUUCAACUUUAUGAAGAUGGUAUAAGAUCAUUAAAAAAAUUCCUGUUGUUAUUUGACGGUGGAACUGGUACUAUUUAUGAUCUACGUCAUGUAACGUUAGGAAAAGCUCCAAACCUGGCGAGAUGGGAUUAUCAUGCAACGCAUAUUGCUCAAUUACAAUUAUUAGCCUCCAUAGAUCCAGAUCCAGUAUACAAAACAACGCUACAACGAUGGUUAGGUUACACCAAAGGGAUUCGUGCUAAACACAAUUGAACUCGCGUUGAUGUUGUCUGAAUGAUCAAUUGUAACAAUCACUUGUUGUACAAAUAUAUGUAAAUGCAAAAGUGUACAAGUAUAUUCAUGAUAUGAAUUUAUUUGUGUAUAAGGGACCUGCCGUCAAUUUCACCUAACUCAUUCUAACUUAGGAUUAAUCUCAGGACUUGGGACGAGUUAAGUUCCC
This is a messenger RNA of Asterias rubens (European starfish), 2942 nucleotides long. Its product is annotated as D-glucuronyl C5-epimerase B-like. The record is from RefSeq and is a predicted model, not a curated record. Bases 842 to 2755 code for a protein of 637 amino acids. Lineage: Eukaryota; Metazoa; Echinodermata; Asteroidea; Forcipulatida; Asteriidae. Gene Ontology annotation, biological process: heparan sulfate proteoglycan biosynthetic process. Gene Ontology annotation, molecular function: heparosan-N-sulfate-glucuronate 5-epimerase activity. The transcript is spliced from 6 exons. Gene Ontology annotation, cellular component: Golgi apparatus.